Panicum hallii is the source of this 1069-nucleotide messenger RNA. RefSeq lists its product as uncharacterized. Gene Ontology annotation, biological process: vacuolar proton-transporting V-type ATPase complex assembly. Gene Ontology annotation, cellular component: endomembrane system. The transcript is spliced from 4 exons. NCBI's taxonomy places the organism in Eukaryota, Viridiplantae, Streptophyta, Magnoliopsida, Poales, Poaceae. The record is from RefSeq and is a predicted model, not a curated record. Bases 80 to 619 code for a protein of 179 amino acids.
UCAUCUCCCCAUCCCGCCCACUAGCUCGUGAGUCCACGGAAGCCCAGACCAACAAGCGAAGCAGCUCUCAGCUGCAGCCAUGGCGACGACCGCCGCCGCGCCGGGCCUCGCCGUCGCCGCAACCGAUCCCAUCCGCUCCUUCCUAUCCUCCGCCGCCGCCUCGGGCGACCUCGGCGCGGACCUCCGGGAGCUCGCGUCUGCGCUCUCAUCGGAGCCCGCCGUCCCCUACCGCUCCCUCCGCGCCAUCUGGUGCGCCGCCUCGCCAGACGCCCGCCCGCCCCUCCGCAGCCUCCUCCGGGGCGCCGACUUUGUGCUUCCCAGCCCCAAGCCUCGCGAGAAGAGCGAUGAGCUCAAGGCGAGGCUGGAGAAGCUCCGGGAGAUGCAGGAGAGAAAGGAGUACGCCGAGCUAGUCAAGGACGUUGCGCCUCCCAGCAGGGAAGACAGCCCUGAGCCCUUCUCAUCCUACAAGGAUCAGAUCGGAUUCGGUCUGCAUGUUGUUGUUAUAAUGUUUACAGGUUAUUUGGUCGGAUUUGCCAUGUUCAGAGCUCUGUUCAACAAUAGCCCUGUACUGGAACCUUGUGGUGUUUCUUUUUUCAGAAUGCUGCUGGAGGUAUCUUAGGAUUAGUCGGUGGAAUGCUGGUGGAGACCAUCCUUUUCAUCAUCAGAUCAUCAAGUAAAGAGUUGGCAUCUUCUGUUCCAAGAUCGAAGAAAGUUCAGUAGGCACUUGAAGUGCCCUUGUCAGUUGGUGGCGGGGAACGAUGAUAGGCCUACCUUUUGAAGCGUAUCGAGCAUUUGUUUGAGUUCAAAAGAUGCAAUUCAUGGACUAGAUGAACUUGACAUCCAGAUUGAGUUUGUAUCAAGAUGGAAUAGGACAGAGGGAUUUGAUUUCACUGUUUUUAGUCAUCCAGGAGUUUGUACCUCGCCCAGUAGGCUUGACGUUGAAGAGCAUACUCCUACACUGCGUCUGCAUAUAUGUAAAUGUAAAAACUACAUGCAAGAGGCUGAUAUGUUUGUGUUACAUAUUAUCGUUGAAGAGUAUAUUGGGUUGAUAUUUUUCAGUUACAUACAA